AUGGAGAUAAAGAUAUUUUUAACUCUUUUAUUUCCGGCAGUAAUUGUCGCACAAGCUCCGUGCUCAAGCUAUUGGCAAUAUGUUAGAGGCCCAGGUAAAAUUGAGGGACUUCUUACUAUUACUCCAAAUAAUGGAUACAGUGAACAUAAACUUAAACUUACACUUUCUGUUGGAGCACGACUUCCAGGGACUUAUGUUGGAGAUGUCAGUCUAGUUAAGGACAAACAAAGUGCACUGAAUGAUAUUAGCCGUGGAUAUUCUAUUCAAUAUCGUGUAAGAUUUCCUAUAACAAGUCCAUUGCCAAAAUUAGUAUCAGUUGUCUACAACAACCAGCAAAUAUGUACAGGACCCAAAGGAUAUGGAACAACAAUAAAUUUAGAACACGGUCUCUCAAACCACGCUGCACCACAAACAGUUCAAUAUCCACAAUCAAAUCCUGUUCCACAUAUUGAAAGCAGAUUCCAAGAUGACCCUCAACCAAAUGCACAGAACUAUAAUCAAAAUUAUCAGCAAACUUAUCAAAAUCAAUACAGUCAAAAACCAAGUUUCGAGAAUGUUUUAAAUACCUUGGCAACAAACCCUCCAAUAAGAACGACAUUAGCACAACGAAUAGUACCAACACGCGCUCCUGCUCAAGCUCCAAUAAGAGCUGCACCUCCUCAACAGCAGUAUAAUAAGCAAACAUACAGUAAACAAAAUGAGUAUAUUGAUUCCAACAAUCAGUGCGGCAUACCACUUCAAAAUUUACCAGAAUCAACUGGAUUAGUAAUCAAUGGAAAACCAGCACUCAAAGGACAGUUCCCAUGGCUAGCAGCUUAUUUUCACAACGGAGUGAGAGAAAAUGGUUUCAUAUGUGGUGGCUCAUUGGUUUCAUCUAAAGCAGUCCUUACGGCUGCCCAUUGCAUUCACAAUAAGCAUGAUACUCCAAAGAAAGCUGAAGAAGCCUUAUUUUAUAUUGGCAAGCAUUUAAUCAAUACUUUUGCAAAUGAAAAAGAUUUUGUUGUAGCACCAGUUACAUCAUUUGUUAUCCAUCCUGAAUGGAAUGCUUAUAGUGGUACAUAUGAUGCAGACAUUGCAAUUGCUUUAUUAUCCAGAACAAUUCAAUUCACAAGUUUCAUAAAACCUAUUUGUUUGUGGACAUAUACAGACAAUUAUUACGAUAUUGUUAACAAAUUUGGUGUAAUUGCCGGCUUUGGAAAAACUGAAUCUUCUGUUUCCACUAGCGAUAAACCAUACUGGACAGCCCUCCCUGUAGUUGAUGAAGGAACAUGUCUCAGAUCACACAAUGAUUUCACUAGAAUUACGUCUAAAAGAACAUUUUGUGUUGGGAGUCGAGAUGGAAGAGGUCCUUGUAAUGGUGAUUCUGGUGGCGGACUUAUUGUUCGGCAAAAUGGCAGAUGGUAUCUUCGUGGAAUCGUGUCAGCAUCUCUUUUUGAUAGAGAGCUUUAUUCAUGUGAUACCAACAAUUUUGCUGUGUUUACAGAUGUUGCUGCUUUCAAAGAUUGGAUUCAGUCAUACAUAUAG
Molecule: messenger RNA, 1524 nt
Organism: Chironomus riparius
Lineage: Eukaryota; Metazoa; Arthropoda; Insecta; Diptera; Chironomidae
Source: the annotation of a GenBank genome assembly